AUAUUAUUUUCCUCCCUUGCCCUUCUCUCUUUGUUUCUUUCUCUUCGGCGGCGUUCUCCUCGAUCCCCAGUAAAAAAACUCAUCUCUCUUCUCUUUCUCUCUUCUCGUUGUUAUCGAAGUCUCGAGAUCGGAGAGACAUAGGAGAGAGAAGAGAGCUCCGAUCGGUUCUCCGAUCGAUCUCAAGAUCUGCGUGACAGGUCAUGGCAUCUGCUCAAGGUGCAACAGGAUGGCUAAGAGGGAAAGUGAAGGCAGUCCCUUCUGGAGAUUGCUUGGUGAUAAUGGGAAGCACCAAAGCUGAGAUCCCACCUGAAAAAACCAUCACCCUAUCUUCCAUCAUUGCACCGAGGCUGGCACGUCGUGGUGGAAUUGAUGAACCCUUUGCAUGGGACAGCAGAGAAUAUUUAAGGAAGCUCUGCAUAGGGAAGGACGUGACUUUCAAAGUAGAUUAUACUGUUCCAUCUAUUGGGCGAGAAUUUGGUUCUGUUUUUCUUGGAGAGCAGAAUGUUGCCAAACUAGUUGUAGAAGAAGGAUGGGUGAAGGUCCGAGAGCAGGGUCAACAAAAGGCUGAAGUAAGCCCUUUCUUGUCAGAGUUGCAGGCUCUGGAGGAGCAAGCUAAGCAGAAAGGUCUUGGUCGUUGGAGCAAGGAAGCUAUUGUUUCUGAAAAAUCAGUAAGAGAUCUACCACCGUCAGCCAUUGGCAGCUCCAGUAAUUUUAACGCAACAGAUUUUUUAGAAGCAAACAAGGGAAAAUCUAUGGAAGCUAUUGUUGAGCAAGUUCGUGAUGGUAGUACAGUUCGAGUCUAUCUGAUCCCAGGGUUUCAGUUUGUUCAAGUACUUGUUGCAGGAAUUCAGGCUCCAUCAAUGGGCAGGAGACCUGUGAUUGAAGCAAUUCCUGAAUCCGAGCUAGCUGCUGAUGAAGCAGAUCGUGAAGCUUCCGCUGGUAACCGGGGACCAUUGACAUCGGCACAGAAGCUUGCUGCUUCCCCAGUGAUAACCACUGAAAUUUCACCGGAUCCAUUUGGAAGGGAAGCUAAACACUUCACAGAGAUUAGGGUUCUAAAUAGAGAUGUCCGCAUUGUGUUGGAGGGUGUAGACAAAUUCAGCAAUCUGAUUGGUUCGCUAAUUUAUGCUGAUGGUGAUACUCCAAAGGACCUUGCAUUGGAGCUUGUGCAAAAUGGUUUAGCAAAAUAUGCCGAAUGGAGUGCCAAUUUCAUGGAAAAUGAUGCAAAAGCAAAGCUUAAGGCUGCUGACCUUCAGGCCAAGAAGGAUAGGCUGAGAAUGUGGACGAACUAUGUACCUCCUGCUUCAAAUUCGAAGGCAAUCCAUGAUCAGAAUUUCACAGGAACAGUUGUAGAAGUUGUGAGUGGAGAUUGUAUAAUUGUUGCUGAUGAUGCUGCCCCCUAUGGGAGUCCGCUUGCAGAGCGUAGAGUUAAUCUUUCGAGCAUCAGGUGUCCUAAACUGGGAAAUCCUCGACGAAAUGAGACGCCAGCAGCCUUUGCUCGUGAAGCUAAGGAGCUUCUGCGGUCGCGUUUUAUUGGCCGCCAAGUGAAAGUGUCUAUGGAAUAUUCUAGAAAAGUUGGUGAUGGAUUGAAUCAAGCAGCUGAAUCUGGUCCAGCUGACUCUAGAGUCAUGGAUUUCGGAUCGGUCUUCCUUGUGUCUCCGUCAAAGGAGGGUGAUGAUACCACUCCAACCGCACCUUCCGGUAGCCAAACCAUGGGAGUCAAUGCUGCCGAACUAGUCCUUUCACGUGGAUAUGGAGAUAUCAUCUACCACAGAGACUUUGAGGAAAGGUCAAACUAUUAUGAUGCUUUAUUGGCAGCUGAGUCACGUGCCAGUAAGGCAAAGAAAGGGAUUCAUUUAUAUAAAGAGAGAGACAAAGACGGCAAGUUAAUGAGGGAACCAAAACCUACAGUCGUGCAUAUAACAGAUCUGACAACGGCUUCAGCAAAGAAAGCGAGAGAUUUCUUGCCAUUUCUACAAAAAAGUAGAAGGCUUCCCGCUAUGGUUGAAUAUGUCCUUAGUGGGCAUCGUUUUAAACUGCUUAUUCCCAAGGAAACUUGCAGCAUUGCUUUCGCAUUCUCUGGUGUCAGGUGCCCAGGUCGAGAUGAGCCCUUUUCAGAUGAAGCUAUUGCAUUAAUGAGAAGGAAGAUAAUGCAGCGGGAAGUAGAGAUUGAAGUUGAAACAGUUGAUAGAGCUGGCACUUUCCUGGGUUCUCUAUGGGAGUCUAAGACAAAUAUGGCUGUGGCUCUUCUCCAAGCUGGAUUGGCAAAGCUUCAAAAUUCCUUCGCUUCAGACAGGAUCCCAGAUGCCCACAUUCUUGCACGGGCUGAACAAUCGGCAAAACAGCAAAGACUGAAGGUGUGGGAGAACUAUGUUGAAGGACAGGAAGUUGCUAAUGGAUCUUCCACCAAUUCAAAACAGAAGGAAGUGCUCAAGGUUCUAGUCACCGAAGUCUUAGGUGGUGGCAAGUUCUAUAUUCAAACUGUUGGUGAUCAGAGUGUUGCUGUGAUCCAAAAGCAGCUUGCUUCAUUGAGUCUUCAGGAAGCUCCUGUAUUUGGAACUUUUAAUCCUGUAAAGGGUGACAUUGUCCUUGCUCAGUUCAGUAUAGAUAAUUCCUGGAAUAGAGCCAUGAUUGUCAAUGGACCACGGGGUCCAGCCGAGUCACCAGAGGACAAGUAUGAAGUCUUCUAUAUUGAUUAUGGAAAUCAAGAGACAGUCACACAUAGUCGUAUGCGCCCGCUGGAUCCCUCGGUCUCCUCUGCACCUUGUUUAGCUCAACUUUGCAGCCUCGCAUUUAUCAAAGUUCCAAACUUGGAGGAUGAUUUCGGCCAGGAGGCUGCAGAGUAUCUGAGUGAUUGUACCAUGAAUAGUUCAAAAGAGUUCAGAGCAAUGAUUGAGGAUAAAGAUACCUCAGGAGGAAAAGUCAAAGGUCAAGGAACUGGAACAGUUUUCGCAGUUACUCUAGUUGAUGUGGAAGCUGAAACCAGCGUCAAUGCUGCACUGCUGCAGGAAGGGCUUGCUAGACUAGAAAGAAAAAAUAGAUGGGACACGAGGGAGAGAAAAUCGUCCCUUGACAACCUCGAAGAGUUCCAAGAUAAAGCAAAGAAGGGUAGAAUGGGAAUUUGGCAGUAUGGGGACGUCCAAUCAGACGAUGAAGAGUCUGCUCCUCCCACAAGAAAACCUGCAGGUCGCGGUAAAUAGAGAAAGGCUCCCCACAACUUGGGGGCAAAAAAGUAAAAUCCGUUUAGGUUUUCUAGGGUUCUUAGCUUAGAA
Molecule: messenger RNA, 3272 nt
Organism: Asparagus officinalis (garden asparagus)
Lineage: Eukaryota; Viridiplantae; Streptophyta; Magnoliopsida; Asparagales; Asparagaceae
Product: ribonuclease TUDOR 2-like
Exons: 17
Coding region: 201-3200 (999 amino acids)
Biological process (GO): mRNA catabolic process; regulatory ncRNA-mediated gene silencing
Cellular component (GO): cytosol; nucleus; RISC complex
Molecular function (GO): nuclease activity; RNA binding
Source: RefSeq, a predicted model, not a curated record